UCGAAAAACACACUCUCAUCUGAUUCCUGCUUGCAUGCGAGGCCGUUGUCAAUGGCCAUCUCGAUCUAUCAUCGAUCGUUCGGUCCCGUCGCAUCCCAGUCGCUCCUUCUCGAAGCAGGGGUGCUGAAGUGGCUCGAUUACACGCUCGUUGUUCAGACUCUGUCAUCGUAGAUGUUGAUGAGUUCGGAUCCCAAACGACUUGGUUCGCCUAGACACUCAUCACUUACGGAGACUGCGGAUUCUUUCGAAAUCCGAUUUCACAGAAAUGUUGGAUCCAAGGAACACAGAGAACCGAAGCAAGUAGUAGAGGAUGCAGGAUGGCACAACGAUGAAAUACACGUAUAAGUAUAAAAGAGAUGCAUGCGUCUGAGGCGUUCGAUUACUGGAUACAAUACAUUCAUGAUCUUCUCUCCUCCGUUUACACCCAAGCGCCCUCAACAUCUCCCGCCAAAAAGCGACAUUGCAUGAUCCGCUCGAAACUGGGCCUUUUAUCAACUUCAACUUGCAAGCAAGCUCGCACGAGAGCGGCACCGUCCUCCAGGGCGCCACCGCCAUCUGCUUCGAUUACCUCCCGGGCCUUGCCGCAAGGGUCAUUCUCGUCAUCGGGGUUGCAGCGUUCAUCUAAUGCCAUGGCGGCACUGGCGAAUGGACUUUCGAUACCAUCCUGGGCUUCGGCCGGCGUCAUGAACGGACACUCGCCCACCAGAAGGACAUAGGCCACGACGCCGAAGGCCCAAACAUCCUGAGGUUUACCUUCAUAACGUUCACCGCGCAAAAUCUCAGGACCAGCAUAGUCAAGACUGCCUAGCCAUCAAUAAGACGUUUCAGGCUGUCGUUGGACACUCACGUUCCGCUGAAUGUGUCCCAGCCACCCCGUUUCACCAGACCGGAGCUGCCAAAGUCAAUCAAGAUACAUCGUCCGUCCGGACCUAGGACAACGUUCUCAUCCUUGACAUCGCGAUGUACUGAUGCGCAGUUAGAACCAGACGUGAAAACAUGCAAGCAACAGACCUAUCCCCCGAUCGUGCAAGAACGCCAACGCAUCAGCAAGCUGGCCGAGAUAAGUUCUGACGGCAUUUGCCGGAAGUCCGUUCGGAAAGAUCUCGACUAGGUCGAAUAAAUCCCCUGGCGUCGGAUGCGAUGGGCCUGCCGGAAUAGAGGAUGCUACAUCCGAGAACGCCCGCAAAGCCUCACUCGAGGGCCCAAGGAGCCCUUCCGCUGGCUCCGGUGCGAGGAAGGGAAGAACGAUGUAGUAAUAGUGAUUGUCCUCGAAGAAUUCCAGGAGAGCACAGAUGUUAGGAUGUCCAUUGACCACAGCGCCUUCAACCCAAGGCAGUUCCGCCGCGGCCCGAGAGAUCGACGAAGGGCCGGCCUCUGCAGGUCCUGUUUCGCCAUCGUUACUGAGGGUCGGCGGGGAUAUUGUCGGAGUGUUAUCGCUCUCGUAGAUUGCAUUUCGCAGUGGAUCCCAAGGUCGCUUUGCCGGAAGAACGUAGCUCGUAUGAGAGAUCGAGGACAUGACAUAUAUCUCUAUUGGAAUGGUGCCGUGCUUAGGAUGCUUUUUCCAACAGUCGGCGAGAAUACGCGACUUGAUGAUUUGUUUUAUGAUGAUGGGGGGCCCAAGACCGCCAUCCGGCAUCUUUGGCCGAGCGCGUUUGACGAGGCCAUAUGCGCCACGGCCAAUCUCGGCCUCGAUGACAAAGUCGGAAAUGCUGCGGUCGCCCAGGGAAUCGCUAAUGACAGGAGAGGGCGCGCGCGUACUUGCAGCCUGACUGAGCAGACUGCUCGUACUGCCGGACCGAAGAAGAUUGUGGGGUAGAACAGGUGAAGGCGGCUCGAUAGUGGCGAUUGACACGCGUCCAGCGAUAAGGGAGACGCGUUGUUGCGAGGAGCGUCUGCGUGGACGCGGAGGCUGUGUGGGCGAGCGGGACAUAGGUGGCGUAUGUGAAGGUAGGACGGAGUUUAGAGGAGAAGUCGGACGCGAAGUAGGAGGGGAGUAGACGAAUUGUUCAUUUGUGACAACGGGGAGGAACGAGUUGGUGACAGGCCGCAUGACUUCUUGUAGAAUGCGGGGUGAGUCUUGUAGGCGAUCAGAAGAGUCAGAUGAAAAGAACAAUUUGCUCUCGGAAGGCGUAUCGAAGAAAAGACCUGUAUUUUCUUUGGCAUUGCGAUAGCCUCCAUCUCCAUUCAUAUGGGAAGCGUCGGUUUCAUCCCAAGCGACUCCCCUGCCAAUGGAGGUGACCGCAUAACUGUUGACGACAGACGCGGCCCGGUACAGCCGCGGUGGCCGGAAGUCUUCUUCGUCGUCAAAGGUGAGGUCGAGCGUCGAAGCCGAGAGCAUAUCACUCGAGGGCGCGAUCGACAAUGGAGGUGCACUCUGUGAACGGAAGCGGUGGUGGUGGGAAGAGUGCGUCGUUCCGCAAAAAUUAAGGCGUGACGGAGUGGCACGUGCGUGGAGAGCGGCAGCAUCACUCGCCCGCGGCCCGCACGUUGUGCUCUGCCCAAGCUGUUGAGGUCGAAGG
This is a messenger RNA of Mycena citricolor, 2519 nucleotides long. The record is from the annotation of a GenBank genome assembly. NCBI's taxonomy places the organism in Eukaryota, Fungi, Basidiomycota, Agaricomycetes, Agaricales, Mycenaceae.